Messenger RNA from Helianthus annuus (common sunflower), 804 nucleotides. RefSeq names its product elicitor-responsive protein 3. The transcript is spliced from 5 exons. Bases 99 to 581 code for a protein of 160 amino acids. The record is from RefSeq and is a predicted model, not a curated record. Lineage: Eukaryota; Viridiplantae; Streptophyta; Magnoliopsida; Asterales; Asteraceae.
GAAUAUAAAGAGGCUCACUUUCUUCUUCCCGGAUUCAGCUGAUUGAGAAGGGGUCCAGGUCCAACCAAUAUUCUCUCACUGUGUUGGGAUCAGACAAGAUGCCGAUUGGAAAGCUACAAGUCCUCCUUGUUAGUGCUAAAGGUCUCCAUGACACUGAUUUUUUUACGAAAAUGGACCCUUAUGUGACAAUCACUUGUCGAACUCAGGAGCAAAAGAGCAACGUUGCCUCCGGACAAGGAUCUUCACCCGAAUGGAACGAGACAUUUGUAUUCUCUGUGACUAGUGAUGAAGAAUCUGAACUCGUGAUCAAGAUAAUGGACAGUGACGUCGGUUCUGACGACGACAUUGUGGGCGAGGCCAAAAUUCCACUUGAGCCAUUGUUCUUGGCAAGAAGCAUCCCACCAACACCAUACAAUGUGGUCAUAAAUGAUGAAUUCUGUGGGGAGGUUAAAGUUGGCCUUGAGUUCAUUCCUGAGGAGACACAUGAACAUGGCCAUCGAUAUGGGCACGAGCAUGGGCAUGAACAUGGGCAUCAUCAAGAAGAGAGUAACUUUGGAGGAUGGAAAGAAUCUUCAUACUAAAAUGAUGAAUCUUCCGUGAUCAUAUCUUUUGGGUUUCACUUUGAUUUCUUUAUCUUUCAUUUCUAAUUAUGUUGUUAUGUGCGUCUUUUUAUUCACUUGUAAUGGGUUUGUUUUAAGCCGUUUUCUAAACUUCUUUUUUUUAUUAUUUAUUUUGAUAUCCAGUUGAGUUUGCUUGAAUUUAAAGAUUUCUCUUCUUUUGUUAUUUAAUCAUUGGCUUUACCUA